AUGGUGAGAGCCAGGGACUGCACUGAGAGGUCAACUGCCAGGACUACAGUUGUUCUGUGUAUUGAUGGAGAUCAGUAUGAGGCCAGGGAACGAUAUCGUGCAGGUAUAGGUGGCGUGAAACAAUGGUGCGAAGAAGGCGGAAUUACAGUGGAUGUCUCUGACAUCUUUGGGCCUGGUCGUAAGGUAGUGACAACCAGAGCUGGUGGGGCACUUGAUGUUGAGUUGAAGUAUAAGGGGAGAUCCCUGACAUUCUUAAUCCAGGGGAGGAAUUUGUAUGUUAGAGGCUGGAGAGGCCGGGGAAAGGUUUUUGAACUGGACACCAAAAAUCAGGAAGAGAAUUUCACUUUGGAUAAGAAAUGCAUAAAGCUCAAAAUAGGAGUGAACUAUAAUCAUCUCGUCCCUCAGGGAGUUGGGUGGAUACCUACUGGCUUGUUUUACCUCCGCAAAGCUUUUGAUAAGAUUUGGAGACAUGCUGGGGGAGAAAAGAUUGAUAUAUCAGAGGAAGUGGCAAUUAUUGCUGUGCACAUAUCGGAAGCAUCAAGAUAUCCACCUAUUCUUCGGUUCGUAUGCAAAUCGUUCACAGAUUUGGGGCUGAGCAGACUUGGAAAAGAUCCCUCCAAUUGCAACUAUGUUACCAAUUACAAGAAAGCUUCAGGUAUUGUGAUGGAAAGUGUCGAUCUUAUGAAGGCCGGAGAAAAACCACUGCCAAUAAGGAUAAACGGGCUUGAACACAAAAGCAUAGAUGAACUUGCAUCUGAUGUUGGUAUCUUGUUCAGAGAUGGUUAUAACGCGGAAGAGUCGAACUUUGAACAUGAAGACCCUCCAAGACUGCCUAUAUAUGAGAACACAAUGAAUGACAUAGGGGCAGGUGUACAAAGAAAGAGGAAACGUGCUCAGCAGACAGUCAACAAAAACAAAAGACCAAAGGGAGGUGGUGGACUGAAGGGAGGACCAGGAUCAAUGGGGGAAAGAAAAGGACCAAAUGGAGGAGGUUCGAUGCAGGGAGGACAAGGGCUGAGGGGAGGAAGAGGGCUGAAGGGAGGAGGAUCUGCUGCCUCGUAUUCUACUGGAGGACCAAGUGAUGGAAUUGGAAGAUCUCCUGCCUCCUUUCAUCCUGCAGGAGGAGGACCAAAGGGUGGAGUUGGAAGACCUGCUGUCUGCUUUCAUCCUACAGGAGGAGGACUUAAGGGAUUGCCUGAUGAAUAUGCAGAGAAAUCCUCCAUUGGUAUGGGUGCAGCAGAAAAUGUGGAUAUUUCCCAGUUCACCCCUCCCCAUCAGAAAAACAUUUCCACCGCUGUUCUCAUUGUUGGCUCCACGUUCUUCACUCUUGAGGCAAACACAUGGACAUCUGAGAGCACUGCCCCUGCUUCUGGAUGGCACCCCUCACCACCAUUGCCGUCCAUCACUCUCUGGGAUUGUGAAGAAGACACGGUACAUUUCAAGAGCUUUGAGAUUUAUUCACUAAGCUGUGAUACUCCUCAGGACCCAUGA
Molecule: messenger RNA, 1491 nt
Organism: Miscanthus lutarioriparius
Lineage: Eukaryota; Viridiplantae; Streptophyta; Magnoliopsida; Poales; Poaceae
Source: the annotation of a GenBank genome assembly